Molecule: messenger RNA, 1982 nt
Organism: Syngnathus typhle (broad-nosed pipefish)
Lineage: Eukaryota; Metazoa; Chordata; Actinopteri; Syngnathiformes; Syngnathidae
Gene: gas7a
Product: growth arrest-specific 7a
Exons: 10
Coding region: 198-1229 (343 amino acids)
Biological process (GO): neuron projection morphogenesis; actin filament polymerization
Cellular component (GO): cytoplasm; plasma membrane; actin filament
Molecular function (GO): actin filament binding
Source: RefSeq, a predicted model, not a curated record
CGCCCCCCUUCUUAUCACCGCCUUCAACCUCACAGGGCAGCUGAGUAACCUGAGGCUACACUUGCUGCCACCUCCCCCCACCCCGACCCUCUCCCUCUUACCUUCACAACGCCAUCUGCCCCCCCCAAACACCACCCCAUUCCUCUCCACUCGCAUCCCAGCCUGGCGACUGAAGGGAGUAGGUGCGAGAGAGCAGCAUGGAGGGGAGCUUUGACACCGAGGAGAGUUUUGACGACCCGUCGUGUCUCGCCCCUCAGCCGCCCGGAUCCGUGUCACCCGCCAAGAGGCGAGUCCACGAGGUGAAGGAAACCAAAACCACGAUCAACGGCGUGACGUUCCCGCUUCCCGGCGAAGGACCCGAGCAGCAACUGCUCAAACCCAACGAAUGGAGCUACUGCGAUUACUUCUGGACAGACAAAAAGGACCCCCAGGGGGCCACGUCGGUGGGCGGCUUCGAGGUUCUGCUGCAGAAGCAACUGAAGGGCAAACAGAUGCAGAAGGAGAUGGCCGAGUUUGUCCACGAGAGGAUCAAGAUUGAGGAGGAAUAUGCCAAGAAUUUAUCUAAACUUUCCCUCAGCACUCUGGCGGCACAGGAAGAAGGGACCUUGGGAGAAGCUUGGACUCAGCUAAAGAAAAGUCUACAUGAUGAGGCAGAAGUCCACCUCAAGUUCUCCAACAAGCUUCACUCCGAGGUCGAGAAGCCUCUGCUGACGUUCCGAGCUGACAACUUCAAGAAGGACCUGAAGAAGUACGACCAUCACAUCGCAGACCUCCGGAAACAGCUCGCCACCCGCUACGUCGGUGUAGAGAAGGCCCGUAAAGCUCUUGCUGAGCGUCAGAAGGAUCUGGAUGUCAAGACGCAGCAGCUGGAGAUCAAACUCAGCAACAAGACGGAAGAAGACAUCAAGAAGGCUCGCAGGAAAUCCACACAAGCAGGGGAUGACCUGAUGCGCUGCGUGGACCUCUACAACCAGGCUCAGUCCAAGUGGUUUGAGGAGAUGGUCACCACCAGCAUGGAGCUGGAAAAACUGGAGGUGGAUCGCAUUGAGUGGAUCCAGCAACAUCUGCGGCAGUACACCACGCUGAGGCACGAGACGGACAUGUUCAACCAGGGCACGGUGGAGCCAGUGGACCAGCUGCUGCAGAAAGUGGACCCGGCCAAGGACAGAGAGCUUUGGGUCCAAGACAACAAGACAGGCCACGUCAGGCCUGUGGACUUAGACAUCUGAAGCGAGGGUCAGCCAGAACCAGAACCAGCAUGUUCCUAGUACAUAUGAACCCUGCUCGCUUCUUCUUCGACUUCUGUUGUAGUUACGUCACUAAAGUUCUGUUCAACGUUUUGGUGUCUUGUUAAAAAAAAAAGAAGAAAAAAGCCUUGAUAUAAUUCCCUUUUAUUUUUGGAUAUCAAGAGGAACUGGUGGUGGAAUAUUUUCAUAUUUUCAAAGAUGGCUUCUGGACACGCAUGCUUCUUCUCCGCUCACAAAAAAAAAACUGGAUCAGAGGCGGGAAAAAGUUGGAUGGCGUCACACUGGAAAACCCUCUUGUGCCUCGAGUGUUUGGUAAGAACCCGGGAGAACAAAUGGAGCAAUUUUAGUUUGCGCUCGCCACAUACUUAAAUGAAACGCGUUCAUGUUGUCUCUUCUGGGUUCCUUGUUUGCCACCAUUUCCACUGUCUUAUUUGUUUUGCUGUGUACACAGAUGACAGGACGGAGGCGCCCCCUGUGGGCUGUUAACUGUAAUUGCAUGUGCAGUGUGCUUGUGUGUGUGUCUACAAAACAUUUUGUUUGUGUGUUUUGUUUGGAUUUUGUGGUCCUUUAUGACCACUCGUGUUUUGUUGGUGUUUCAUUGUUGCAUAUUUGAUGUUCCGAGUUUGACGCCCUUGUGCGCUGUCCGUCUCAUCUUUUUGGGAAUGAUUUUGGUGAGCACAGUAUGGAAUGCAUCCUGUCCGUCAUAUUAGUAAUAUAUAAUUGUAAAAAAAAUAA